GGGGGUGUUGAGACGGGGAAUCCGAGGACAGCGCUCGGUGGGACGGCGCGAGGGUCCGUGUCUCCCGCCUCUCCGUCCGGGGCUUCUCCUAGCUAGCGGCGCUGCUCCACAGCGGUUAGCCGCUUCGGUUUUUGUUGUCGUUGGUGAUAUGACAUAUCGUCUGCCGUGUUGACAUACAUCUGCAGUCAUUAAAUGUUUCAAUUUGGAUAGUUUGCUAACGAUUCAGGUGUUUGUUAGCCAUGCUAAUGAGCUGUUUGCUAGCAGGCUGAACCGCUCCACAGAGUGCUGUUUUUUAUUAGUGAAACUCGAAAGCAGCUCAAUUUGCUUAUUGUAAUCGUUGCAUGUUGGCUUGUUUGCUAAUGUACUGCUCAAUGGACCUUUUCGCCAUGACGUCACACAAAGUACUACCGGGUGGCAAAAUUGCUUGGAGAGGAAUGGGAUCUCGGUUCUUUUCAAUAGGGAAAACUAAAUGGCAGCCAUCUCAGUUCAAAUGGAUUGGACGUCUAUUGCCGUCAAUGGCUGUCAACGAACUAAUUUAUGAAAUCCGUUUGAACCGUAGGAGUUGAGGGCUUUAAGUGGUAAUAUGACAAAAUUAAUGUCUGCUUUGUUUAAAAACAAUUUACUUUUAAAGCAACCCUAGUUCCUCAUUUGCAGCCAAUGAAUUAACAUCUGCAUUUGGCUCAACGUGUUUCUCAAGGUCAUUCGAGGCUUUCUGUAGCAGGAUGCUUGCCAACUGCUUCAGCUUAAGCUGUCCGGCAAGUGGAAGCAACUAAAAGCAAAUGUCACGUUAUUUCUGAAAUGGAGAUGAGCUCUGGGGUCGUUUGUCCCGUUAAAGAAUUUCAUAUAUAUACUGUAAUUUUCGGACGAUAAGGUGCACCUGAACGUAAGCCACCACCCUCCAAAUUUGACAUGAAAACGGCAUUUGUUCAUAGAUAAACUGCACUGGACGCAGCUGUAUUAUGGGAUAUUUACACCAACAGAUAUUAGCCAGUAAAACGUUGACAGCGGCAUCAUAAGUCUGUCAUAAGACCGAAUGAACCACCAUGAAGCUUUUGACCAAUUUGCUGCAAAGCUUCAUUGCUUCAAGAAGCUUCAUUUAGUCAUUACUGAUCCUAUGAGGGUGACAGUCAACCUCUGCUGCCACCUGCUGUCAUCACUGUUGUCAUCCAACAUGCCUCCUAGCAUGCAUUGCAGUGCUACAGAUGUAAACAACAAGCAAAAUUCAUGUUCUGUACUAAUUAUUUCUUCAGUUACUGUUCCAAUUGUUUCAUUAAUUGCUAGUUAUGGUAUUUGCUAACACUUUAUUUGACAGUGGCGCCAUAAUACUGUCAUAAGACCAUCAUGAUUAUGAUAUGACACUGCAAUGUGCAUUAAUAAAUGCUUAUGACAGAUGUCAUUUUGUGUCAUCCGGCAAAUUAUCAUAGUUUUGAAUGGAUCUAAAAGAUCCGAGCUGGACAUAAAUGGAGUUAUUGACAUAGUUACACACAAUACACUUAAAGGGGAAAUUAGGAAUUUUUGAUAUUAGGUUUAAUCCUCGAGUUAGCGAGGCUUUAAUUUGCCGCUGGAGUUGAUUUCAACAAAUUCCAUGCAGUUUAUCGGUUGUUUAAUUUCAGGAGUCUGGAGUGGCUAAGCUAGCACAAGUCAAUGGUGCCUGCUUAGCAUGCCAAUAAAAAACAUUAACUGAUCCAGCAUAGUCAAAUAAAUUCAAGAAGCAGGUCAUUGUUAUAAAUACGCAUGCGGCCAAAACAAUGUUACACCAAAUUGCCGUAGUUCAUUUCAUUCUGCAGGACUAUUUUUUUUUCUUCUAGAUGUGUACUGCAACUACAAUAGAAAGGAGUGCUUAGGCCACCCAUGCUCAGUCUGCUGGGGAGUUCCUUCCGUUACCACAAAAAAAAAAAAAAAAAAAAAAACUGAAAAAAACAAUGUGCAAUCCCACCGCCCUGAUUGCCGAGACAGCCUGAUCCUUGCAGAGCUGCUGGAUUACAAAUGUUGCUGUUCAUACUACAAUUAUUGACAUUGAAGGGAAUAGCUACCUUUCUCGCACACACCGUAUGACUGUUUGCAUGACUCUAACACACUUAAUAUAAUUAAUCAGGGAAUAGUACCGUUUCUCAUAUGUACUGUAGGAUUGUUUGUACUACUCUAACAUACCUAAAAUAAAUAGCACACCAUAGUUUAAUGAAAAGAAGCAGAAUAGAUACACAACGCCAUCUUAUCACAGAAGCCCAACGUGUGGGUCACGAGCAAGAUUGAAGCACCAACUCUUGCAAUCAGUUCUCCCGGCCACUCCAAGAACAAAGAGCAGGGCGCUCUGUCCUAAAACAAGUAGCGUCUCGCCCAGCCCGGAUAACAAGUUGAUAGCGGGCGCUUGGGACGUCAAGACCGGCGUUGGUCGCUGUGGCAACCACGUCCCAGCCACGAAGGAGGAUGCACGAACCUAACCGCCCAAAACCGACCACAGAGGGAUGAUCCGAAAACAAUAACAAACGUUAUUCACUGCUCGGAAACUUUUCUAUGUAGUCUUGUUUUGGAUCCAGAAUUGUCCCUCCGUCGUCUGUUUUUGGCUUGUUUUUGACCAUUGUUGACGAAUAAAUUGUCAACCUGUUUUCGGUGAGCCUUCUUCAAACUUUUGGAGCAUGGAGUCAGUACAAAGGGUUAACACAGGAAGGGAACGCGCGGAAUGUCAGCCUUCCCGGUUGACUCGCGGAAGCGGUAAGCAGCGGAGCACCAUUUCCGUUCGGCUGUCGCCGUUUCCGUGCGGCUUGGCCGGGGUGGCGAAUUCCUUCAACAUGCAAUGGUGAACUCCUGGAGCGGUUCCAUCGAGAUCGGGGUGACCACGCUGGACCCCGCCCUGUUGAACUUCCCCAGCAGCGCCACGGGCCUGAAGGGCGGCUCCUGGAUCGUGUCGGGCUGCUCCGUCUUGCGAGACGGCCGCUCGGUGCUGGAGGAGUACGGUCGCGACCUGGACCAGUUGGCCGAAGGCGACCGAGUGGGCAUUCAGCGCAGCUCCCGUGGAGAGCUCCACCUAUGGGUUAACGGCCAGGACUGCGGCGCGGCCGCCAGCGGCUUGCCCCCCAGACUGUGGGCUGUGGUGGACUUGUACGGCAAGUGCACGCAGGUGACGGUGGUGAGCUGCGAGCCCCCGCUCCCCUCUGCCGAACGAGAGAACGUCAUUCCUGUCGAAGAAGAGGAGGAUGCGGUGGUCUGCGGGGCGCCGGAGGAUGCGGGCAUCGCAGCACUGAUGAAUGUGGCGGCAAUGAAUGGAGUCAUGAUUGGAGACGAAGUGCCUGAGCUUAGUUGCGGUCACAGCAGACCAGACAAGUUCCCCAACAAUCUGGAGCCAGACGCAGUUCUAACAGAGCACCAGCUCUUUGACGUGUUCAACAACGCGAUAGUGUCUUUUUACCGAGCAGAAGAUGAGGGUGGAGGGGAAGAAGGUGGCGGAGGAGGCACGGGAGGAAGCGGCGCCACAGGAAGCGGCGGCGAUUCCUCGUCCAGAAAUGACACAAAAAGCAGCGGAGGAGGAGGAGCGGCCAACUCCGACAACGGGUUGGGAGCGGGGGACGGCGGGAACACCAACAGCAGCCCCGCGGGCACCGGAGGCGGAUCGGGAGGGGGCUCGUCCGGGUCGGGCAACUUGACCACCAAUGACGCCUUGCUGUUCCAUGAGAAGUGCGGCAUGUUGAUCAAACUGAGCAAUAACAACAAAACGGCGGAGAGGAGGCGACCGUUGGACGAGUUUAACAACGGCGUGGUCAUGACCAACCGGCCGCUACGACACAACGAGAUGUUUGAGAUCCGCAUAGAUAAGCUGGUGGACAAGUGGUCCGGUUCCAUCGAGAUCGGCGUGACCACGCACAUCCCGAACAUCCUAGACUACCCGGCAACCAUGACAAAUCUGCGUUCAGGUACAAUCAUGAUGAGUGGCUGUGGUAUUCUGACCAAUGGGAAAGGCACCAGACGGGAGUACUGUGAGUUUAGCCUGGAUGAACUACAGGAAGGAGACCACAUAGGACUGAUGCGCAAAGCUAGCGGUGCACUUCAUUUCUACAUCAACGGUAUCGACCAAGGCGUGGCGGCAGCACAAACCCCGGGCGUGGUGUACGGCGUAGUUGAUCUGUACGGCAUGGCGGUAAAGGUCACCAUUGUCCACAACCACAAUCACAGCGAGCGCCUCCGCCGCAACAACGCCAUCAUGAGGGCCAUGUCGCCCGAUGUCGGGAGGCCGCGACCCACUUUAACCCCGGACGCAGACGCGGCCGAGCGGCUGCUCUUCCACGCCAACUGCGGUCAGAAAGCCGCUAUCAUCGGCCACGGCAGAACGGCGCUGAGGCCACACGCCACGGAUGACUUCAACCACGGCGUGGUCCUCAGCAGCAGACCGCUGCGUUCUAAUGAAGUGUUCCAGGUUCGCAUUGACAAGAUGGUGGACAAAUGGGCGGGCUCCAUCGAAAUCGGCGUCACUACACAUAACCCCGCCUACCUGCAGCUGCCUUCCACCAUGACCAACUUGCGCUCAGGGACAUGGAUGAUGACAGGAAAUGGUGUGAUGCACAACGGAACCACAAUUCUGGAUGAAUAUGGACACAACUUGGACCGCCUCAAAGCAGGCGACACCGUCGGCGUGGUGCGCAAAGAAGACGGCAGCCUCCAUUUCUUUGUGAACGGCGUGGCUCAGGGCCCCGCGGCUUGGAACGUACCCCCCAACGUCUAUGCUGUGGUGGACCUCUACGGCCAGGCGGCUCAGGCCACCAUCAUGGAUGACAUGGUGGACCUCCCCCCACUCCCGGAGGACAGCUCAGAGGGACCCACGGCGUUGUCCCCGGGGAGCCCCAGCUCUGUUUCGGGAGCCGGCGCUACCAACGACUUGCGUUUCCACCACCUGCACGGCACCAACGCCGCCAUCAUCAACGGGGGGCGGACCGCACUGCGGCAGAACUGCCGUUGCGAGUUCAAUGACGCUAUCGUCAUUUCCAAUAGGUCCCUUCGAGAUGGAGAACUCUUCGAAAUCGUCAUUGAGAUGAUGGUGGAUCGCUGGUCGGGGUCAAUCGAAGCAGGGGUGACCGCAAUCAGGCCAGAGGAGCUCGAGUUUCCCAACACGAUGACAGACAUUGACUACGACACGUGGAUGCUCAGCGGCACGGCGAUCAUGCAGGACGGUAACACCAUGCGCAACAACUACGGCUGUGACCUAGACUCGCUGACGUCAGGCUCGCGCAUCGGCAUGAUGCGCUCGGCCGUCGGUGACCUUCAUUAUUACAUCAACGGGGUGGACCAGGGUGUUGCCUGCUCCGGUCUGCCACCGGAAGUGUUUGCUGUCAUUGAUCUGUAUGGUCAGUGUGUUCGGGUGACCAUCACCAGCUCCUCUGGCCCACUGGACAAUAGUUUGUGCACCAGUAACGUCACAGAAAAGAGCUUCCCUAUCCACUCUCCAGGUGGGAAAGAACAUACAGUGUAUCACAAAAUUGCAGGAGUUGCCCACCGUCUCCAUGGCAAACACGGUAAAAAUGUUGUUCUGCUGGGCGAAGGGUGUCAGGCCGUCCGAGAGGAGGGUUAUGGUCACGGCAUCGUUUUCAGCGCCAAGGAACUCAAAGUGGAUGAGCUGUUUGAGGUUAGGAUCGAUGGGGCGGACGAUCAUUGGUGCGGCUCGCUGCACGUAGGCCUGACCACGUUACCGCCCCCCGAGCUGCCGUCGUGCCCGCUCUCCGGCUUCUCGCCCUCCCUCCCGCAGCUCCGCACCAAAGUCACCUGGCUUCUCUGUGGCUCUGAGGUCCGACGGAACGGAGUCCUGCAGCGGCAGAACUACGGGUGCUCAUUGGACAGGCUGACGGUUGGUAACCGGGUGGGUGUGAAGAGGUGCAGCGAUGACACCAUGCACAUCUUCAUCGACGGCGAGGACAUGGGACCUGCGGCCACAGCGGUAGCCAAGAACGUGUACGCGGUCUUGGACCUGUACGGGCAGAUUACGGCAGUGUCUAUCGUCAGCUCCUCUCUGACCGAUGACGUCGAGGGCGUCAAGGCACCUUCGCUCUCCUCAGGAAGCUGCAGUGAAGGAGAGGAAGACAGCACGCCUAUCAGAGAGACUGCAACUGAGCCGUGUGCACUGGUUCCCACCGCCAUGUCUUUCCUGGAAAACCACGGGAAGAACAUCCAGCUGUCAAACCAGAAGCUGACAGCGGCCAGAGUGUCGAGCUACAACCAGGGCCUGCUGGUCACCGCUCAGCCGCUGAGCCAGCAGCAGCUCUUCCAGUUUCAGAUCGACCGCCUCAAUCCAUCAUGGACGUCGUCGCUGUCGCUAGGGGUGAUCGGACACUCCCCGGACCGGCUCAACUUCCCUUCCACGGCGUGCUGCCUGAAACGUUCCGCCUGGCUGCUGCAGAGGGACUCCAUCUUUCACAACUCGCUGAAAAUAUGCGAGAACUACGGUCCCAAUUUGGACACAUGUCCUGAGGGGACAGUGUUGGGUCUGCUGGUGGACGCCAACAGUUGUCUCCACCUAUAUGUCAAUGGUAUGGACCAGGGGGUGGCAGCGCAGGACAUUCCCUCCCCCUGUUACCCUUUCAUUGACUUGUAUGGCCAAUGUGAGCAGGUUACGAUAGUAACAAAUAACGUGCAAGCUGUGGGAGGAGAAGGUGGCGACGCCCGAUGUCAGGGAGACAUGGAGAAGGCGGACAUGGUUGACGGCAUUAAAGAGAGCGUCUGCUGGACCCCCCCUUCCGACGUCAACCCCAACAAGUGCUGCGAGUACCAAGCCUUGUGCUCCCGCUUCAAGGACUUGCUCACUCUGCCAGACGGGUACUUCAGUGAAGAUGCCAAGUACAACCUGUGCUACUGCGAGUCCUGCCACAAGCUACGGGGGGACGAGGCUUAUUACAAGAGAGGAGAGCCGCCCCGGGACUACGCUCUGCCUUUCGGAUGGUGCUGCUUUGCCCUCAGUCUUGCCAGGAUCAAGCCCCACUGCGAGGUUUCUAACGCACUAAAGAAGUGGCACAUCGCAUACCACGGCACCAGCGUGGGGACCUUGCGCCGCACACUGGACCACAGCCAGCUCCUCCCAGGUACGUCAUCCAUCUUCUCGGUGGCUCCGGUGAAGGCGGAGGGUCCAGAUAGCUACGGCGAUCCGGAGGAGAACAGCGUCCCUGGUAGAGAGGUACCUCGUGUGAGACUCUCACCUACCAUGCGCUACUCUGGUUUGGAAAUAUUUGCUCCUAAAGUGCAAUUUAGGGACCCCCGCUCUCACCGCUGCCACCAGGCCCAGGUAGGCUUCCAGGUGUGCGUGCGGCCAGGCUCCUACAAAGUGGGGCCGCAGCAGGCGCCGGGCCACAGCGAGACCCUGGACCCUCGCUUUAGCAACUCGGAGAUGGAGUGGAUCACGAAAGAGCAGGGUGGCACUCUCCUCUACGGCCUGCUGGUGCGGGUCGAGUGAGCCGAUCGCUCUAUUUCUUUUAAACUCGGUACCAAAUCCAAGCCCUGCCUUUGAGCAAAAGACUCUUCCGGGAUCCGGUCCAUCCCAACGAUUGUUGACAUUUGCGAUUUUGGCGGUUUCAAAGAAGAACAGACACUGCCUGCACUUUAUGUUUUGCCACAUACAAACAAAUAACUGGACUUGAUAGCAACAUGACACAUUUUGAUUUCUUACACACCCCGCGCUUUUAUUUCAGGGUGGUCGGACCUCGAACCUGCGGAAUUCUUUUCACGUUCAAAAAGAAAAAACUUGAAUUUUAACCAGAGACUUGUACAACAGGAUUGUUUACACGGUAUGCUACGGUCCUACUCGUAAUUACGAGCCUUCCCGAGUGUCCGUUUCUUUUUGGUGUGUUAACACCAAUCAGGAAAAAGGACAAAUGGGGACCCAGCACAAAUUGAGGCCACCCUAAAGGUUUCUAAUUGCCGAUAAUGAAUACGGUGGUACCCUGACUUGCGAGUUGAAGUGGCUACUACUAAUUUCUCGAUCAAAAUGGAAAUAUUCUCUUCUAGCCCCUCUAAAACUGUUUCUAGUUUUUGUAUUUUUUAGGGGAUUGUACAGUAUUAACUGCAAGAAACUUGAAUGUAAAAGACCGUUCACUUUCUAUUCGAGGCCAGGAAAAUAAAUUGGCUCUAGGGGGCGCUUGUAAGUCAAGGUAGCACUGUGUAGGAUCAGUCAUGUACUGUAUUUUUCGGACUGGAAUACAAAUCUCGGCCCGGCUAAAUUAUUUAAAAGUGUGAAUUAUAGUCUGAAAAAUACGGUACUCUUAAACUGGCAACCAUGUUUACUACUACUACUCUUUUUUUUUUUUUUAUUCAUCUCCACAAGUGUUCACGGUUUAUUUUUUCUUUACGUUUGCGUUGUCAAUCCCAGUUGAGUCGACCCGCUCAGUUUCUCCAGGCACAAACUCCAAAUGGAUUCAAGGUCAAUAACCUUCUACGAGCAGCUGAUCCGAAGGGGGUUGCUCAACGUAAGGAAAAAAAAACUUCCAAUCAAAAAUGUGAAAAAAAAUAUUUUAUGGGUAAUUUAUGGCCCAGUGCUGCUUUCUAAUUUUUUUUUUCCUGUAUGUUGCGUUGUAUAUAAAUAUCUUCCCGAUUUAUAUAAAUAUAUUAAAGAAAAAAUGACCGUA
Corythoichthys intestinalis (scribbled pipefish) is the source of this 8594-nucleotide messenger RNA. It is a transcript of the gene neurl4, whose product is annotated as neuralized E3 ubiquitin protein ligase 4. NCBI's taxonomy places the organism in Eukaryota, Metazoa, Chordata, Actinopteri, Syngnathiformes, Syngnathidae. Bases 2795 to 7426 code for a protein of 1543 amino acids. Gene Ontology annotation, molecular function: ubiquitin protein ligase activity. The record is from RefSeq and is a predicted model, not a curated record. The transcript is spliced from 29 exons.